Molecule: messenger RNA, 1924 nt
Organism: Rhinolophus ferrumequinum (greater horseshoe bat)
Lineage: Eukaryota; Metazoa; Chordata; Mammalia; Chiroptera; Rhinolophidae
Gene: ANKS4B
Product: ankyrin repeat and sterile alpha motif domain containing 4B
Exons: 2
Coding region: 65-1324 (419 amino acids)
Biological process (GO): brush border assembly
Molecular function (GO): protein binding
Source: RefSeq, a predicted model, not a curated record
GCUCCAGUGACAUCCUGUUCUGCCUCAAGAGUGAUAUCUGGCCACGCAGUGGUAAGCAGAAAAAAUGUCCACUCGCUACCACCAAGCUGCUAGCGAUAGCUACCUAGAACUUCUGAAGGAAGCUACCAAGAGAGACCUGAACCUUUCCGAUGAAGAUGGCAUGACUCCCACGCUCCUGGCAGCUUACCACGGGAACCUAGAAGCCCUAGAGAUAAUCUGUAGCAGAGGGGGGGAUCCCGAUAGAUGUGACAUCUGGGGGAAUACUCCGCUACAUCAUGCGGCCUCCAAUGGCCACGCCCACUGCGUCUCCUUCCUGGUCAAUUUCGGGGCCAACAUCUUUGCCCUGGACAAUGACCUGCGGUCUCCCCUCGAUGCGGCCGCCAGCAGGGAGCAGAAGGAAUGUGUCGCUCUCUUGGAUAAGGCUGCCACAGCCCAGAAUAUCAUGAACCCCAGGAAGGUCAGCCGGCUGAAGGAGCAGGCUCAGAAAAAUGCCAGGCGGCAGAUCAAGGAGUGUGAGCGGCUCCAGGAGAAGCACCAAAACAAGAUGGCCCGUACCUACAACAAGGAGAACGCUGGGACUCUUUCUUCUGCCAAGGGCCCUCUCCCGGGGUCAUCCCUUUCAAAGGCUUCUGCUGCCCGCCCCUUGGGGUCCCUGUCUAAGGGCAUUAAAGACACGUUCAAGAUCAAGUUCAAGAAGAACAAAGACACAGCAGAGCCCGUAGGGAAGGAGAGCAGGAGUGGGCAGAGAAACGUGAUGGAGGUGUUCAGAGAGGAGGAGGAGGAAGGCACCGUGUCAGGGGACUUCAAAGAGAAGCUCCAGUUCCCAGGUGAGGACGAAGGCAGCGACGGGCAGCAGGAAUCCAUUCUCAAACGCCCGGGUCUAGGACAUGUCGUGUUUAGAAGGAACACAGUAUUGAGCCCUGAAUACAUCCCAGACAGCAAGGAGGAGCUGGGGUUUAAAAUGCCCAGCGACUUGCUUCAGAGACAAGGAGCGGCGCCAGCGGAUGACCUUGAGGCCGACGAAGAGGGAGACGAAGUGGGCGCUGAAGACAGGCUGCCCUGGGACGAGGAGGCAGUGCAGUGGGAAGAGGACGUCUCGGAUGCGACGCCCCUGGAAGUAUUCCUGCAGUCCCACCACCUGGAAGAAUUCCUCCCGUUCUUCAUGAGAGAGCAGAUGGACCUGGAAGCUCUGAUGCUUUGCUCUGAUGAGGACCUGCAGAGCAUACAAAUGCAGCUGGGUCCCAGGAAGAAAGUCCUCAAUGCCAUAAACAGAAGGAAGCAACUGUUCCAACAGCCCGGGCCACUGGUCGACACCAGCCUCUGACAGCGUGUUGGCUCAGCAGGGUGAGCCGGCAGCAGUGGGGUGACGCCGUGCCCCAUGUGAAGCACUCCAGGCAGUACCUGCUUUCUACCGAAUGCCAGGCCACUGGGAGUGGUUUCCAGGGGUCGGGGAAUGCCCACUUAAGAAAGAGGCCCAAGCUCUACUCGGAGAAAUUCGCUAUACCUAUCUAAGGAAAACACCAGUGAGAACCUCAAGGAAACCUGGGAAUUGAAAAAAAAAAAAUGGAGUUCUUCUUCGAUUAGCUUUUUAAUAUUUUUGAAUAUCCAAAGGGUUAAGUGGAUGACAGAGAAGGGGGGAAAAAAAAACUCUCUUUGCUUUUCCAACUCUGGAUUUAAGAUCAUAAUCUCUCAUCACACAGCUGCUUACUUCCUGAUUCUCAUGGCCUGGGGAUUCUAAUUCCAGUUCUGUCCUUAGCUCUGUACAUUGUCUAUUGGUGGAGAGGAAAGUUCCUCCAUUGGCCUGAGACUUGAUACCUAAUUUAAAAAGUGUCUAAACCUUUAACAGAUGUUUACAUGUUUACGGUGAUGAAAAUGGGUCUAUAAUAUCUCCCGCCUGAGAACAGAGACAGAGUGGCAGGUAGCG